AUGCAGUCUCAUCAGGAGUAUCCAGAGAUAAAUGACAGCGAAAGUCACCCAAGCAGCAGUCACCAAACCUUGAAAGGAACCUCAAAAUGGGCUACAUCACUGGAGAAUCUCCUCGAAGAUCCAGAAGGAGUGAAACGAUUUAGGGAAUUUUUAAAGAAAGAAUUUAGUGAAGAAAACGUUUUGUUCUGGCUAGCAUGUGAAGAAUUUAAGAAAACACAGGGAAAAAAACAGAUGCAAGAAAAAGCUAAAGAAAUUUACAUGACUUUCCUGUCUAGUAAAGCUUCCUCCCAAGUCAAUGUUGAAGGGCAGUCCCGUUUGAAUGAGACCAUUUUGGAGACACCUCACCCUCUCAUGUUUCAGAAGCUCCAGGACCAGAUAUUCAAUCUCAUGAAAUAUGACAGCUACAGCCGCUUCUUAAAGUCAGACGUAUUCCUAAAUCAUAAGAAGUCUGAGGAGCAAGAAGAGAAUUCACCAGAGGCUCAGACUGCAGCUAAAAGAGCGUCAAGAAUUUAUAACACAUGAUACAAUUAAUCUCUUCAGGAGAGGCAAUGCAAUAACUAAAUUACACUCAGGAACAGUCUAGGUUUAUAGCAGUUGCAUUUAGGGCUUGAAAAGCUCAAAAUCUUUUUAGAAGAUACCUACCUUCUUAAUUGCUUGAACAACUAAUUGUUUUUGCAUGAUAGCUAAUAACCAAGCACCCGUGGAAAGACUGUUUCCUAGCUAAAAGGCUGAGGUAUUCCUCUAUAGCAUGAAUUGCAUUUCAUAUUUCACAAGUUAAAAUGCUUUCAUUAUUUUCUUUUGUGAGGCAUCAUGAUGAUGAGAAAUGGGAGAUAAAGUGGUUGUGUUUUUUAUUUUUGCCUUGUAAUUUUUAUUUGUGACCAUCUUUUAUAUCCUGACCUGCUGAGAGAAGCUAUUGAGGAGUACAU
Egretta garzetta (little egret) is the source of this 926-nucleotide messenger RNA. RefSeq names its product regulator of G protein signaling 10 (gene RGS10). The record is from RefSeq and is a predicted model, not a curated record. NCBI's taxonomy places the organism in Eukaryota, Metazoa, Chordata, Aves, Pelecaniformes, Ardeidae. Gene Ontology annotation, biological process: regulation of G protein-coupled receptor signaling pathway. Gene Ontology annotation, molecular function: GTPase activator activity; G-protein alpha-subunit binding. Bases 1 to 522 code for a protein of 173 amino acids. The transcript is spliced from 5 exons.